CGUGGCGCUGCUAGCUGGGCGCAGGGCCGGAGGUGCUGGGGAUCGACCCUGCUCUGCGUGCGGAGCUGCGGUGUGCCUCUCGGGAAAGCCCAGCCUUGCGGGCAGGAGAAGCGGCGGGCGGCGGCGGACCCCCUCCGACUGGUACAGGGCCUCGAGCCGAGCAGGGCCGAGUGCUGCGGGGGGUGGGGGGGGGAAGCAACCGCGGCGGCGGGUCCCGAGCGCUGCGCGCCAUGGCGGGCGGGCCCCCCAAGGCCCUGCUGUCCACGGGGCCCCAGUCCCUGCGCGACGUGCCGCACCCGCUGGCCGGCUCCAGCAGCGAGGAGGCCGUGGGAGGCGACAGCACGCCCAGCCCGGACCUUCUGAUGGCCCGCAGCUUCGGUGACAAGGACCUCAUUUUGCCCAAUGGUGGUACUCCAGCAGGCACUUCGAGCCCAGCAUCAUCAUCUUCCCUUCUGAACAGACUCCACCUUGAUGAUGACAUUGAUGGUGAAACUCGUGAUCUCUUUGUCACAGUUGAUGAUCCUAAAAAGCAUGUUUGUACAAUGGAGACCUACAUCACAUACAGGAUCACUACCAAAAGUACUCGGAUGGAGUUUGACUUGCCAGAAUAUUCUGUUCGAAGAAGAUACCAGGAUUUUGACUGGUUGAGAAACAAACUGGAAGAAUCACAGCCCACUCAUCUCAUUCCCCCGCUUCCUGAGAAGUUUGUGGUGAAAGGGGUCGUGGAUCGUUUCUCAGAAGAGUUUGUGGAGACCAGAAGAAAAGCUCUGGAUAAAUUCCUAAAAAGGAUUACAGAUCACCCUGUGCUCUCUUUCAAUGAACACUUCAAUGUAUUCCUCACUGCUAAGGACCUGAAUGCCUAUAAGAAGCAGGGAAUGGCACUGCUGAGCAGAAUGGGGGAGUCAGUCAAGCACGUCACGGGCGGCUAUAAGCUGAGGAGUCGGCCUCUGGAGUUUGCAGCCAUCGGCGACUACUUAGACACUUUUGCACUCAAACUGGGAACCAUUGACCGGAUAGCCCAGCGGAUCAUCAAGGAAGAAAUAGAGUACCUCGUAGAGCUGAGGGAAUAUGGGCCCGUGUAUUCCACGUGGAGCGCCUUGGAAGGUGAACUGUCGGAGCCCCUGGAAGGUGUGUCGGCCUGCAUUGGGAACUGCUCCACGGCCUUGGAAGAGCUGACUGAUGAUGUAACAGAGGAAUUUCUACCAGUGCUCAGGGAAUACAUUCUGUACUCAGACUCCAUGAAGAAUGUAUUGAAGAAGAGGGACCAAGUUCAGGCUGAGUACGAAGCCAAACUGGAAGCUGUGGCUCUGAGAAAGGAAGAUCGUCCCAAGGUACCAGCAGAUGUGGAGAAGUGCCAGGACAGGAUGGAGUGCUUCAAUGCUGACCUUAAGGCUGACGUGGAGAGGUGGCAGGGCAACAAGCGACAGGACUUCCGGCAGCUGCUCGUGGGCUUGGCUGACAAGAAUAUCCAGUAUUAUGAGAAGUGCCUCAUGGCGUGGGAGUCAAUUAUUCCCCUACUGCAAGAAAAACAAGAGACCAAGUAGAUCUGUUCUUGGGACAGAGACUCUUCUGCCUCCACAGGGCAUGGCACCCUGAACCAGAGUGUCCCUGCAGUGCCGGAGAGGUGGCCGUGAGAACACAGCAAAACACCACCUCCCGUUUGUGUACUUUCUCCCUCCCCUCCCCCACAGUUGUUUUUCAGUUUAGUAUUUAUUCCUUGGUGGAGUCUGUGAGUCUGUAAUCAUCUCUCAACAGAAGCAUACCUCCAUAUUGUGAAGGAACCUCCUAAAUGGAACACUAUGAAGACUUGAAACUAAGGGACAGAACAGCCCCCAGAUGACAUGUGACAUCACUUUGGGGGCAUCCCAAUUGCUUUUGUGAGACAGAACAAGAACCUUGCGUUUCAGGGACACAGGAGACAUGAAGAAGGCAGCCGUGGCUUGCUGUGGAGACCAUGUGGUUCUGCACUUUACCCCUAAGGGCAUUGACGUGUCCCAGCAUAGGAGGUUAGGUACCUUCGUGGAAAGUCCUUAAUUUACAGUGACUGUGGCCUACUGCCAGCUCAUUAUGAGUGGCAUCUUUUGACUUAUUUCUGGUUCACAUGGGUCCAUUUAAAUCAGUGUCCGUGUGCACCAGUGCUUGAGCCAGCGUCCUCGUCCUUAUGCCAUGCCUCAGGAAGCUGAAGGGAAUGCUCCUGGAUCUUGUUUCUGGCAUCCACAGUGCUAUAGAUGAGAAGCUUUUCGGUGUGAAUUGGCAAAAAAAGGUGCAUUUUUCUUUGUGAAGGUGUCAAUGUGCUUGUUUUGAUUGUUUAACCAUUGUCGUGGUUGCUCUUAGACCUCUUAGGAAACAGCUGCUAUUUUAUGGUCAGCGACUCUCCUGUGUGCCAAGCCCCAGUCCCAGUGUCUGCUUUAUGCAAUUUGCCUUUACUUCACCAAAAAUGUCUGUUUUAAUACUUCCUGUCAUGCCCACUGAAUAUCUGGGCAACCUUGCAGUGAGGGCUGGUAUGUCACAUUGUCAUGACUGUCACCAGUUUGUAAAUUCAGUAUGAAUGUUCUACAUGAGUGUGGUCAGGACGAAAGCAUCUGCAGGGCGCUCAGAGACGAGAGUGACAGCAUGCUCUUUGCUUCUAGAUAUGUGGAAAUCUCCAUUUGCUGCCCAAAUCUGGAGACUGCUGGCUGUGCUUAAAUCUUCAUUUGAAACUUUUCAAGUUGCCAUAAAUCCAGAAGUUAGAAAGGCUCUUUUUCAGGCCAUUGUUGGAAAGCAGCUGCAGAGUGUGUUCUUUCAUCUGUGGCUCUUUGCUCAAACGCAUAAAUCCGAGCUCGGGUAAAUGGAAGGGGUUCUGUUUGUUUUUAGAAUGAAGCACAUACAAGUUAUUUGCAAAUUCUAAUCAGCGCACCGCGUGCUGAAGCCUCCCUUCCCUCGCGCAGAGCUGGCCUCCAUCAUGGACAGCAGCUAGACAGCAUGAAACAAUUUGCCUUUUCCUCACAUUUGACAAAUUUGUGAUUGAAAUAAUAGUUUCUGCAACUCUUGGUACUUGCCCAGACCCCUCUGUGCCAUCCUGAACUCCUUUGAUGUGAAUUCUGUUUGGUACAAAUAGAAAUGGCCCGCUGGAGUGGAAAGGUAAGAACAGUCUGUCCACUCCAAACUUCAGUGGCCUGGAAUCUCAUUCUACCUCCGAAGCCAUCAGGUUGGUGUGGGUGUAAAUGCCCAGAGUCAACCUGAGCGUGCUGGUAGAGUCAGGGCGUGUGUCUAGUCACCGGCAGGUCUCCAUUGUUAGAUGUCAGCAGACACCAAGCAGUGAUGUUCAUCUUUGGGAAACAUGAAACUUGGCUUUGUGGACUGUGCCCUUGCUAAGUGUCCAGCGUAAUGAUGUUUGACAAGAACUACGGAAAGAAUUAAGGAGAAGCUAAAAUUUGAUGACGAGCUGGUUGCUGAAACCCCAAGUCAAUCCUGUGUGCUGGUUAGCUACACAAGAAAGAAGCCUGUGAAAACAGCCCUGGGCUGCAGGGGAAGUAAAUGGAGGGAAGCAGGAUCCACAGCCAUUUCCUCAUGAGAGGCUGGCUUUUACGGCAUCUUUUAAUUUCUGUCUUCUGUUUAUUUGGCCAGCAAGCAAUGUCCCUAGACUUUGAGAUUCCAGAAAGAGCUGGGAUAAUGGAAACUUUCUGUCCCCUAGAAAUGAUGUCAGUGGCUAAGCCAGGAACAGCCAUGCACAAGAAGGCACUCUUGUCCCUGUCUUCAGGCUAGCGUCUGGCCCAGAAGAGAAGGGGCAGUAGACAGUGGAAAGAGGCCUCCUACCCGCCUACUCUGGGGCUCCCUCAAGUUCCCGGAAGCUCAGCAGUCCCAAGCAUUUGCUUCCUCUUGGCCAAGCCCAAAAGAGAUUCCCUCCACAAAAUAUUGCUCAGAGAUUACAGUGUCAAAAGGCCUUAGAGAGGCCUCAUUCGUUCCUUCUGAAGCCUCUGCCAUGAAGUCACGGAUCCCUCUUGUUUAUUUCCCAUGAGACUUUGCCUUGAGGGCAGAGCACUGUACUCAGGUAGAGAGACAUGGAUAGCUUUGGAGGCUUGAACAUGGGACAGUGAAGUGAAAGUUGGCCCUAUGACUGCCCGGUCCUGAGAGAUGGAGGGUUUCUUCCCUGGGUUAGAGAUCUGCCCGGGCAAGAAAAGAGUUCUUAAAACCAAGGAGAUUGGAGAGAUGCAAGAGUUUAGGGCAGUGUCGUGGUUUGUAGUAGGAAAGGAUGCUAUUAAUGCUGACAGUUUACAAGAAGAAUCUGAGCUGCUGUGCUCAAAGCAAGGAGUAAGCCUCUGUGGGGUCGGGUUCAGUAAUGAUUGCUGGUAAGUGGAAAGUAGGCUUAGAGAGGCAGUGGGCUUGGUGCUUCUCCAGGCUUCUUCUGAACUCACCAGGCAUUUUCCCAUAGCUGAAACAAGAAAGCCCCACCGUGCUUGGGGACAGAGGUGAACCCCGUGGAGUGUGCUCUAGGUGUUGAGUAGAAUGUACUCUUUCUGCUGUCCACGGGAAGAAACUGUCCAUGCACACUGCAGCCCUUGGUGAGGCCCAAUGGAAGUUUUGACUUUAGAAGUGAGCGUAAUGGCCGUGCUUCUCUUAGGAUAGCACCAAAAGAACACUCAGCCUCUGGGCCUUGGUCCUGUCCUGUGAAGGCAGGACCUUCUGAAGCUCUAGGUACUAGGUAGCUGGUUGUUUCAGUGAGGUCAUCUAAGCCAUGGUAAGGGCACUACACUGCACUAUCCUGAGCGGGUUAGGGUGGGUACAACAAAGCCAAGGACUGCCUUAGAGACUGUGUUGACACUACUGGCUUGGGUCUUGGAGUCAGCUGGAGGUGGGCUCUUCUCUGGCUAGGUGGAGCUGCUGACCAUGAAGGGUGAUUCUUAUGGAGGGUCAGCUCCUGGGGCUGGGCCCCUGCUGAACCCCAUCUUCUUAUAAAGGGUAUUUGGAAAUGAAGUAAGGUAAGCACAUGGCUAGGGGACUUUGCUCACCUUCAUUUACAAAUUACGUCGGGAAUUUGGGCUUGCCGUCUCGCUCUCAAGAGUCUUCAGGAUGACAACAGAUUGCAUGUGCCUUCUCAUCACCUGUGACUUGCUCUGCUCAGGUAGCAGGUGGCACUUAGCAGUAGAGUUGAGGAAAAUGACCUCUUCUUGGCCAAAUAGAGGUACAGUCGGUGUGCUGGGGAAGCCUGCUUCCUCCCUGUUUUUAAUUUAGUGACUAAUGGGGGACUCGGUUUUUACCAGCCUGCUCUGUAGGUCGUCAGUGUUCCGUUUUGAAGGUGUCCCCAUGCUUGUACACAUCAGAGGACAGGAACUCGGUGUCUGAGAAGGCUGGAAGCACUGUUACAGGGCUGACCAUUCUCUCUUAAUCAUAUCUGUUUGGAAUAUUCCUGGGUAUGACUGACUAUCCAAUACUUUAUGUGUGGCAAAAAAAAAUGUUACUAGUUCUUAACUAUUGUAGUUUGUAAAUAAGCACCGUGGGUGGGGAAACUUUUAAAGAGACAAAUAAGAUGUGUAUCUCAUAUCGGUGUUCUUAGCACUUGAAAACCAACCCACCCAGGAAAAGCCACAGACUGUUAAAAGCAUAACAGUAGUUCUUAAACAGCUGUCAGUACCCACUAAUUGCCUUACUAGUGUUUUAAAGUGUUGGCAUAGAAAGAGUUUUACGUGUAGAAGCAGUUGGUCUAGAAACUUAUUAUGGGCCAUCUUCAGUCCUCUUAAAGUCACAAGCCAGAGGUAUAGGUCACAGAAGGAAGGUGGCCUUUUGGGAAGCAAGACUAAAUAUUUCUGUUGGCAAAUGGUAUUUGAAAAUAAUGUCAAGAAACAGGGAGCACAGCCCGUUUUGAUGUUUUUGAGGGAGAAAGACAAGCUUAGUGUGCUUUGGCCUAGUUGGGGUGUGGAGGAUACCGACAUUAUCAGCAGUUACAAAUUGCAUGCUUCAGAGAACCCUCCAGAUUACGGCAGCAUGAGAGGCUUGCCUUGCCUCCAGAGUGGUCUCAGAGCACACUGGGAUAGAAAUUCUCCUUAGGUUGAAAUGCCAAAUAGCUUACCUGUUCUGCCAACUCACUCACUACUAAAGCCAGUGUUGAAGGGUUCAAAUGUGCCUCUCCCAGAAGUACCGCCCAAGUAUUGGGUGAUUCUGGGCUCUCCACAGUCCAGGUCAGAGCAGCUAACACCUGUGCACACUGCUGUUGAACAGGCUGGGCCACAGCCUUAGACUGGCACUCUGCCAGGAACAAUGCUGGAGGGAAGGAGGGGGAGCUGUGUCCACUGGGCCUUCAUCCAGGAACAAAGCAGCACAAGCCAGCGUCUCUUCCAGUCAGCGCUGCCCACCUAGGCCGUGCCGGGCUGGGCUCCCUCAGAGUCCCUGCUCAUUGUAUUUCCGUGUGCCUGUUCCCUUCAUGCCUGCGUCAGGAACGCACGGAGAGACAGCCUACAUCUGCAGACUCCCAUGAAGCAAACUGCCAGCAAACUCUUCAAGGGGCAUGAAAAUAAAUAUUUGGACUUUUUUAGAAAUUGUUCUUUGUGUUUAAAACUUCCAGAGAAAGAAACAGGCUUCUGAGGAAUGGAGUCCCACCCUGGUGUACUGGCUCUCUCCCUGCUGCCGUUAAACCAAAACAAAAGCUGUGAACAUAAGUGCUUGAGGGAUAUGUGUUGACAAGAAAGUGAUUUAUUUACAGAACUAAGUCCUUGUCUCAUGAAACUACCGAAAAAGAAUGUCACCUUUCUCUUUGUUACAGAACCAGAGAUGUUUUGUUGUAUUUUUUAUGCUGGCACGAGGUUCUUGUCUGCUUUGAUUUUUCAUGUAUCUGUGUGUAAGAAAUUCUGUUUGUUGUUUACUAUGGAAUUAGUAUUACAUUUUGAGGUAAACAAAGAAUUUGUAUUGCUUGGUAAACUAUUAGCUUGUAAAUUAAAAAAAAAAUCUUUACCUCACUUAAAGCAAUGGACCAAUAAACCUAUAAAAGAUGCUUUA
This is a messenger RNA of Microtus oregoni (creeping vole), 6969 nucleotides long. RefSeq names its product sorting nexin family member 30 (gene Snx30). The record is from RefSeq and is a predicted model, not a curated record. NCBI's taxonomy places the organism in Eukaryota, Metazoa, Chordata, Mammalia, Rodentia, Cricetidae. The transcript has 9 exons. Gene Ontology annotation, molecular function: phosphatidylinositol binding. The coding region runs from base 231 to 1544 and encodes 437 amino acids.